This is a messenger RNA of Varroa destructor (honeybee mite), 11966 nucleotides long. RefSeq lists its product as uncharacterized. The record is from RefSeq and is a predicted model, not a curated record. Gene Ontology annotation, molecular function: delayed rectifier potassium channel activity; protein binding. Lineage: Eukaryota; Metazoa; Arthropoda; Arachnida; Mesostigmata; Varroidae. Gene Ontology annotation, cellular component: voltage-gated potassium channel complex; membrane. Gene Ontology annotation, biological process: potassium ion transmembrane transport; protein homooligomerization; action potential.
ACAACUGGGGCAAUCUUCUCGCCGCGAUCGCUGACCUGUCCCAACUAACCGUCGGUAGAGUCGAAUACCAAGCAAAAAUAGCAGCAGCGAAGUUCAUGCUCGUGUAGAUACACGUUGGUUUGGCUCAGUCCAUUUGGUAGUUGAAAAGUCGAACAGGGGGAAACAAGAAGCGGGCGAAAAGAAGCUCCUGUGGCCCAAAAAAGUAACGCAAUCAUGCUGGAAGCUAGAGAAACGGCGGCCCCCGCAAGACACAAUAGAGAAACUAGGAAGGCAUCGUAGAGAAAGAAAAGCCUUGCGAAUAACAUGGAAUCCUGAGCGAACGAGCGCAAGCGCGACAAAACGCGAAAAACAACGUGAAACAGCUUUCAUUAUAACGACAGUGACGAAAUUAACAAGCGAGUGUUUCGGAUUUCUGUAAAUAAGCCGAGCUUUCGCUCGAACGGAUCUGGUCUGCAACAAAGGUGCAAACAGGCGGGUCGAAGAUUCUCCCGCUGCGUAUUGUGAGAACUCCGUAGUCGCCCUGGAUUAUUUACCAUCAUCAGCUCCGCGAUUGGUAAAGGCAGCCGAAACUGUCACAAACCGAUAGUUACAACUAUAUUGCAGCAAAUUUAAUAAGCUGUCCUAUUAUUGAGCUUUCCCGAGUUGCGCUCUCUUAGUUUUUCUCGGUUUUGAAAAAUUAUAGCGGUGCGAGUUUCGUCAGGGUAGAAGUGGUUAGGACAGCAAGAAACAAGGCACAACAGGUCCAAAUGUCAGAAACCAUUGUUGUGGACGUACCGUGUAGUGGCGUACCGUUAAACGUGUCUGAUUACGGUGGCAGACACACAAUGCCUGUCUAAUAGUUGGCUGUGUACGCCUGCGAAAGUAUCGACCCGCCAGGCUCCACUGCGACUGCCGUGGACAAGAGCGGCUGAAUUUGCUAGCUGCACCUCCAUUCGGUCCGUUGAAUGGCCGCGUGUCUCUUUAAUUCUCAAAAUGAAGUUUGCGCGUAACUCCUGCAACAAACGUUUGCCCGUAGAACCUGUCGGUACCGCAAUGGCGGGUUAAUUUCCUCAUUGCCAGGGUGCCAGCGGACAUCGAACGUCAGUCACUACGCUGUCGACAACUAUGUAUCCGCUGAUACGGUACCAGCAAAACAGCCAAUCGAUGUCGAUAGAACCCCACGCGCGUCGGGCCUACACCCAUGGGGAAGAACCACUUUCGUUCCAUAACAGCGACUAACACGUACUACUCAACGCCAGUAGAUCAUCUUUACGGCAGUGCUGAAUUCAUGCACUUAACAGGUCGUUGUUCAUAAAAGAACCAUCGAGACAGGAUUACCAUUCUAAGGCUCAGAAAGUUGCUCCGCUCUAGUGUCGUAUGCACAAAGAUGAAGCGAUGAAAUAUCGUAAGAAAGCGUAACGACGCUCCUGUUCAGUGUUGCCGCGUGUCAACUCAAUCGGGUUAAUACUGAAGUGUUGUUUGGUCCUCUGAUCGACUUCACAUGCUCCACUGUUGCCGGUACAGCUGUUAUUGCAAAGAACUCCGCCGACGCCAUCUUCUGACCGAAUUUCAGUUGGUAGAUAUCGAUAGCGGACUCUAGCGAAUCAAAUUGCUAUUAUAUUCGGUCGUAGUUUCUGUCAUUAUGCCGGCGCCGCUGCGAGCGCCAUUAAACCGCUGUUCUAAUUUAAUCAUAAUAUACAAUGGACGGGUUGCAUAGUGUCCGCGUUCCUAAAAGGAAUAACGAAGCUGUCAUUGAGUUUUUGCUUCGGGCCAUCCAACAGAAUCAAUAAUAAGUAGAAACAAACAAAAGAGAAUUCAUUCAUCAUUAAACACACCGGCUGUACGUAACUCUUGUGUCUCAGCGCUUCGUCGUCCAUCGACUAGCUGCUGUCAUCUUUUUGAGCGUCAUUUUAAACUUUUAAGACGUUAGAGUAGCAUUUACGUAUGAGCUCUUAAUCGUCUAACCUACGUAGACCUUCUAUAUUCCCGUUGUGGGUCCAUUCACAUCCAACGUACGAGGCCGAGUCAACUUGCCUCUGCCAGUCUGUUGUGGUGUUACUACGCGAGCCGCUUGACAGCACGGCCGCAGGCCAAACACUCCCGAUUGCUACAACUAUUGCUAACAUCAGGGUUCGGACGCUUACCACCUUAUGCUGCCGCUACCGUAGCUAGAUUGUAGGUGGUCGUGGGCCGUGCCUAGGAAGAAAUUCUAUAGGUUCGUCCUGCAGCCGGUGGGCUAUUGGAUGUACGCUGGAGGCCGUAAGGGUCUACGCGGCCUAUUGGCGUACUGGAUGGCUGGGUGGCUGGCUGUCGGCCGACGUUGGUAGUGUUGCCUGCUGCAUCGUACGGAUCUCUAUGGUAACCUGUUGGGGAAUGGGCGCCGGCGGCCAGUAUAGCAGGCCGUAAACCGCCCGUCGCCAGCAGCUGCCGUUAGCGGCUUUUGGUAGCUACUAAACUGAGCGGAAGGAGGCGCAACGGAGUUCGACUGAAUGAUAGCAGCAAUCGAAGACGAAGAAAUGGCAGCAGCAGUAUUAACAAGAAAGCAUCAGAAAAUGCCAAAGAAGAACGGGAUUUUGUAUUCUGGGAACCGUUAAUACCGAGAUUUAUUACUGAGUAAUUAGUGGGCCAAGCAACAAUAACAGCAAAAUAUAACAAUGCACGAAAUCGGCGACCACAAUGAAAAUUGUAACAAACCAGUAACGGAGAGCUCAUCAAAACGAUCUUGUUAAUAACUCCGUCAGGUUGUGAAACCCUAGGAUAGGAAAGAGGUGCUCGCUGUGUUGGCCGGUCAAAAAAUUAUCUAAAACAACAUCGGACAGGACACAGGAAGUCCGUGACGUCGAAAGCUGUUUGACAGUAAAACCUUCCUGACAGCACUGUUCAGGGGCAGGAUUGUGAGGUAAACGUUACUGAGAAGAUAGCGCACACAUGGAAACCCUCAGGACGGCUAAGAAUCAAAUGGUUCAUAGCAAAGGUUGACGAAGUUUCUAGUUCCCCGUCCUCGACAACGUCGACCGUCGACAGUAGAAUGGGCUGGGGAAAAGCGUUUUGCAAAAGUAAACAAAUGUAAUUGUUUACGUUUGUUAUAAUUGACCAUAGCUAUUGUUGGUUCAAAACUGGUGCGUAAGUCUACCAGGAAAUGAAAAAAAUACAUACUUUUGGAUACCUACGCAGUUUUAUGUAUUGACAUAAGGGUGCAUUGUCUCGUACAGUCAUCUGUUUUGUGGAAGAAAGCUCAGUCGUUGAGCCGACCAAUCGAUGGUUACCGCGAGGAAGCAGUAUCAGCCAGUGCGUUCAGCUACGCGCUAAAUCAAAUCUGACGGUGUCCACAACAUGUUACGUUAUUGAAUCGUCCCUAAUUGAUGUGUAGUGUUCGUAAUAGCAAUCACCGCCGCUGGAGCCAUGCAAGGGAGAAGUGUCGUUUGGAAAUAGUACGCGAUACAUCAAAACAUUAUUGCACUUAUCUUUAUUGAUUUCCCCCCAAUAUUUACCCAGGUUGUGCAAAGCGCUGUGAAAUUUCGGCAUGAGCGAUGGAUUCCCCUGUUACACGAGGUAAUGUUGUGAUGAUCUACCGACAGGUUGGCUAUGUUCGGCUUUUCAUCAUGUGUAUUUCAAUUGUGCUUACCUUAAUGUGUUUUACUAGUGCGAAAGGGUCAUGGAGAAUGAUUUGCAAUGCAUGAAUCUCACACGAUUUACCGGUAUCACCAACAACAGCAGUAACCGUCGCGACUCUAUCUAUAUGGCAGGUCUGUUUGUAAGUAGAAUAGCAGUACAUCGUUGAUUACUUCAAACUUGUGAUGCGUAUCUAGUAGACGUACCAGUUCAUCUAUGUUAGUCUCACAAAUGAAACAUUACCGAGGCGCGAGGUUUCCCUGAAGGUGCUCACCGAACGCUGUACAGGCUUUUAGCCGAAUUUCUAAUGACAAGGACAUCAUGCUAAGACAGGAAGGGAUUUUUUCGAAAGGUGCAGUUUCUCUGUUGACGAUACACGUACUUGAUCAUUGGUGCAGAUACGAUGUUACCGUUUAGGCAAAUGCUCAACCCUUCGUCAUUCAAGGAAAAAUAUCGAGAAUAGAACGGCUUUAAAUCGAGAAGGUCUGUCGUCUGCUGUUCACGGUGCGCGUGAGAACUGUAAAUCGCGUAAUCUCUCGUACUGACCGUGGUGCUACGCUUUGCGAGGUGAUGUUAAACAAAACCGCUAUCAUGGCGGUCAAAUAAGUGUUCCGGGUAAUUGCGGGUAGCGAGGUGCCGUGCGCUCGGAUUGAGCCCCAAUGUCGACGUCAGAUAUUUGUCCGAAAGGUUGUAUUUAAACUCGCCACUAGAUUUCUCAAAGAUGAAGGCGUUCACGAUACUUCAUUCGAAUUCAUGGAAGUGCAUAUCAAAACACCGUCCUCUCGUGUUCUCACCUUGCGCAGAGAUGAGAUUUGAAAUCUGCGCUGAUCUUCCUAGUGGAUUUGUCGUGCACAAACUGGGAAGUGGUAGCGAAAAUUAGAUAAUUUUCUGGUGUUGAUUUUGUGAUUGUUGUUGUUGGCGAUGUUUACAACACGACCGACACUCGCACAGCGGCAGAAAAAACCGCGACGCAGGUGGCGACUGACAAAUGACAUGGGAGUUAAUGUUGGCCAUGACUCACGCUGAGCUCCGUCAGCUGCCAUCUACAGACCACCUGCCGCCCGUAUUACCACAAGCAAUCGAAGAUUACGUCUACAGCAUAAACAGCAGCCGGAUCAUAGGCCCCUCAGCCCCAGCCAGAGCUGACAUGGUCACGACAAAAGGAUCCAGGAAGUAUAAGAAUACCUCAGAGCCGAUUUGCUCCCCUUACCGGGCAAACCACGACGCCUAGGCCGAAGCCGACAGCUGCGUGCAAUAACUUAGGCAACAGCCCGUCUAACACUAACGGUAUCAAUAAAUAUGCCAGCCACUGUCACGGCAGCAAUCGCCCUGGUCUAAGUGACAAUCUCAACGACCAACGAUGGCAAUUGGAAGAAUUUGAAGAGUCAUUCGAAUACGAACGAGAACAGGACGAGCAAUUGGAUGAUAACACGGCCUACUCCUAUAGGAAGAAGUCCCUAAGAGAAGCCAGGGUGAGGAAGUCCAUCGAGGCCAACAACAAUCAGACAAUUGUUUUGUUUCCGACGUGUCGCUACUAGCCGACAGUUAAUUAGACGAGCGUUGCGUCAUCUCCGCGACGCUACAGCGGCGGAGCGGUGGCUAUGAUGAUAAUCCAGCGGCCUCACGACUGAGAUGCCGAGGCUGAAGUGGCUCAAACUUCGGUUCAAAGAUCGGCUACCGCCGCCACCGUGAAGAAUCCUCUCUUUGCUGAAACCAGAAUAUAUCUACUAUUCAAGAUAGCGGAAGAUCGAAGUCAAUUCAGAAACGAAAGCGGCGCGGCCGAGCGGCCCAGGAGAGUGUGGCCGCCUCGCGUCGCACCACGGAACAGAAAACAACGACGACGACAGCAACAACCGACGCACCAGCCGACGACGCGACAGCCGUCACAGCAGCAGAAAGCUAGCCCGAGAGACAGGCCAAAGUCGCGAAGAAGAAGGCGAAGGCUUAAAACACCGUGCGGACCUAUCCAGCUGCAGGACAGGUUUCUGAAAUAGAAUACUGCAUGCCUGGAUGUCGAGCGCUGUGUUAUAGGGAUUCAGGAAUACAGAUAAGCGGAAGCCAUAUAAUAGCCGACAUGACAAGCGAUUAACAGAAGGCUAAAGAAGUGUGUUUUAUAGAACUGCACUGGCCGUUAAAACAUUUUUUACGUCGUUGAAGAGUCUCUGGGAAAGCUCCCAGACAACUCCAGCUGUUGUGCAGAAAUCCAGCGGGAUUCAAAUAGAUAAAUAUAUUAAUCGAAGGAAAGGCAAGAAAACCAUAAAUAGACGCUGGUGCGGACGGAAACGGGGCCAUUGGACGGAGGCAGGACAGAAUCAAGGAACAAAGCUAAUACAGGUUUAUGUAGGAAACGAGACAAAAAAAAGUAGACAUAUAUAUAUAUAUAUAUACACUGUGUUAUGGUUUAGGCUCGAGGAUGCUGACGAAGCGACCUUAUGUAUGAGCUCUUGAAAACAUCUACUUUUCGAAAUACGGAUAAGUGACCAAGCUUUGUUAAGAGGACAACGGCAAACGACAAAAAGGAAGAUAUACCAUACCUGUUGCAGCAGCAUUCUUGUACAAAGAAAACAAAUAUCGAUAAACAUCCCAGCGUAAACAAUAGGUCGCUUUUUCUACUAGAAAGAAUUAGACACGCAUCAGAAAUCAGAAAAAGAAUAGAUAGGUACAAACAGACAAGCGGACAAAGAGAAAUACAUACGUGGAACUACAGGGAGAGAACACCCGUGCUUCGAAAAGGUUGUGGUUAGACAGCGCCCCCGUUGAACUCCUGUUGCUUCAGUGUUUCAAGCGACGACGAACGCAACGACCGGAGUGAAACACUACAUAGAGAUCCAAUAUCAACUAUGAAUAAAAAAAAAAAACGCUGAGAAAGAGAAAUCAGUAAUAGAAACACCACUGUGAAGUGUAUUCAGUAAUAUACUAUCUGAGUAGCGUGCCACCUGGGGACGUCAACUACCGAGGGUGUGCGCACGACUAUUGAACGACGUUCGUUCCGAUCAAGACGAUAGCACCGGAGGAACGUAAGCAGGGAGUAUGCAAUCUGGUUACAGUAAACCCCAGUGAUAAUAAUAAUACUAAUUAUUAUUAUCGUCUUUCUUCUAACAGGGGAGCGAUCGUCACGGCUGCAGCUAUUGCUAAGCGAUAAGAGAGCUUCGAAACUAGUCAUCCAUAAAGGUUUUAGUUGGCUUAAGAUCAGAAAACGGCGAUCUAUGGCCUCCCAUCAAAAAUAGAUCAACACGAAGAACACUAAUAAUAACAAUAAGGCCAAAAGCAACAACGCAUCAUACCCUGCAUGGAACUACCAUAUUGUUAACACUCUUAACCGUAACAGAGACGACGCCAACGUCAGUUAUAGGCGCGAUAAAGGUAGGUGGUAAUACGUCGCGCGACUAUCAUAAACCCGUAAGCUGAAAGAUCGAUUUCGUAUCGAAAACAAUUCGAGUAACUCCUAUAUAUAUCCUAUACGCCGGCGUAGUAGAAAGGCAGUGAUCGGAUAAUCUAUCAGUAGAGGAAAAUUACAUAACGGAGUGAAGGCUUGAGGGGUCGAGAAAGUUUCGUAGCGAGCGAGACGAUAAACCGAAGAGUUCAACUAUGAUACAGUAGAAUAGAACAGAAAACAAAGUGUAAAAGGAAGAACCAAAAAGCAUAAAAACGCAAAAGAAGGAAAAGGAUCGAACGGGGAAGAUAGGUCGCAGGACAUCUUUCUACGAGAAGUCGACAAACAUUUCGUUCCCGGUCACCGUUCGUAAAGGGGGAAAAUAUCGAGGAAAAUAGCAACUUACAAAAACAGAUCCGAACGCCGCGUCAUCCUCGCCCCUGUGUCGCACAGAGUCAAUCGUCCCAGACAUUAUAUAGACCGCUAGUUGCUGCGCUGCUAAAAACAAAACAGCUGAUAAAUCGCAAAGCGGCAAAUCGUCAACGACAAAAAAGCUAUUCAGCCAUUCCGGACGGCGACUGCCGGUGAUACAAGCCAGGUUCAGCUUUUCCAGUCAGACUCUCGAUCGCGCCGUGACCCGAUCUUCGGCCGAGUGGCCAUUGUGGAUCUCCGACAGCUGGAGCCCCCCUCCCCUGCAGCCGCCAUUUGUUCUCUUUCUGCGCCAACAGCUGCACCAACUUAACUACGAAUCAGACUAGUGUUUACGUUACGCUAGCAAGGCGGAAGUGUCGACGAGUAGACGGCCACGACCGACAGCAAUCGAUUAAAACAAGGCCACGGUAAAACAACGGAAGUUGGGUAAUUGCCGACACCGGCAUCGUCUACCACAUCUACGCUGUUUGAAAAAGCGUCGUGAAGCCUUUAGCGUGAACCAACAAGGCCGCCGCAGUCCAUAUUGUGAAUCAGCAAUAUUUCUAAACAUUCACCGUCUAUCACGGGGAUAGCAAGCACUAUCCUUGUAGAGACUCAGAGGCACUGACAAAUAGUGCGACGUAAUGCGGAUUAGUACAAUUUUUCGAUUCGUGAUUGCGUCCACCAACGUCGAUAAAACGAACCACUGGAGGUAAAUCUCGCUUCAGGGUGUUGUUUUUUCCCCGCUGUUGUUGUUAGAAGAAAGUCAGGCGAGCCGAGUUAGUUGUGUAAACGCGAUAACGUUGGUUGUGGCGAAAUGUCAUUGCCGCCAGGAGGAGCCACAUCCGGUUCGGGGCAGGGGGGCGUCCUUCUCGCUCAGUCCCCAGCCGUCACUCACACGGUGCGCACUAUCGUGCCUGUGACUGGAGGCGGCAUGGGCGGAGGUGGAGGUGCAGUAGCGCACGGCGUGACGCCCCCGCUGGGCAUCGCACAUCGAAACUUUUCAAGAUCGUUGACUGCUUUACCACCAGAGCCAUUCAUGAUCAUGCGAUCCAAAGCGCUUAAUAAACGGGUGGUGAUUAACGUCGGAGGCGUCAAACAUGAGGUUUUAUGGCGUACAUUGGAGCGCUUACCCCACACGCGACUCGGUCGACUGCGCGAGUGCAAUACGCAUGAAGCCAUUAUGGAGCUCUGUGAUGAUUACUCGCUCACCGACAACGAAUAUUUCUUUGACCGACAUCCACGUUCAUUCGGAGCCGUGCUCAACUUCUUCCGAACGGGCAAACUCCAUCUGGUCGAGGAAAUGUGCGUGAUCGCGUUUGCGGACGACCUCGAGUACUGGGGCAUCGAUGAGCUGUACUUAGAAAGCUGUUGUCAGCAUAAGUACCACCAAAGGAAGGAGCAUGUGCACGAGGAAAUGCGCAAAGAGGCGGAAAGUCUCCGGCAGAGGGACGAGGAAUAUUUCGGCGAGGGUCGCAGGGCGCAGUUCCAAAAGUUUCUGUGGGACCUUCUUGAAAAGCCGCAGUCAUCAAUGGCGGCAAGGGUGGUGGCCAUCUUUUCCAUUUGCUUCAUCAUCCUAUCGACAAUCGGGCUCACCCUCAACACAGUGAAGUCCCUGCAACAUCGUAAUGAGCAGGGCGAUGUAAUUGGCGAAAAUGAGACGCUCGCCAUGAUCGAGGUGGUCUGCAUCACGUGGUUCACGCUCGAAUACAUCCUGCGUUUUCUAAGCUCGCCCAAUAAAUGGAAAUUUUUCAAAGGCAUGCUAAACGUAAUUGACCUGCUGGCCAUCCUACCAUACUUCAUUUCGCAGUUCAUACCCGAAGACCAAGACAGUAAGGAGCCUCAUGACCAACAAAAGCAUAGCGCACACUUUCAAGACGUGCGGCGGGUCGUGCAGGUAUUCCGUAUAAUGCGAAUUCUUCGUAUUCUCAAGCUAGCGCGACACUCGACCGGCUUACAGUCGCUCGGAUUCACGUUGCGCAACAGCUACAAAGAGUUAGGACUACUCAUGCUGUUUUUAGCAAUUGGCGUUAUGAUCUUCUCAUCGUUAGCGUACUUUGCCGAAAAGGACGAGACAGGUACAAAGUUCACGAGCAUCCCAGAAGCAUUCUGGUGGGCUGGCAUUACUAUGACAACAGUUGGCUAUGGUGACAUUUGCCCAACGACGUUAUUAGGCAAAAUCGUCGGCAGCGUCUGCUGCAUUUGCGGGGUGCUCGUCAUUGCCCUGCCCAUUCCCAUCAUCGUCAACAACUUUGCCGAGUUCUACAAGAACCAGAUGCGCCGCGAAAAGGCGCUUAAACGCAAGGAGGCGCUGGAGCGCGCCAGGCGGGAAGGAAGUAUCGUCUCUUUCCAUCACGUCAAUCUUCGCGAUGCGUUCGCCAAGAGUAUGGAUCUCGUCGACGUACUAGUCGACACUUCGGGUCACACGAUUAAUCAGGCUGAUACUGCAUCAAUUGACGCAGACUCGAACGGUCGCGGAGGUAACACGGACGCAGGCUGUUACCGAAAUUUUGAACACCACCUUACCGGGGGCGUUAACAAUACCGCUCAGCAAAACAACAAUAACAAUACGAGUAACCGCGACACUGGGGGUAUCGGCGCCAACCUGGGCAACAAUGCUUCCAACAUAAGUAACAACAACAACAACAACAAUAGUAGUCACAACGCGAACAGCGUGAAUGCAGCUAGUGAAGUUCAAACAAUGUUCAGAAGCGACAACGCGACGAUAGGCGUUAGCGGACAUUCGUCUGGAGGUGCGCCACCUGUAGGAAGCGCUGGUGGUCCAGGUAGUCGCCUAGCGGAACGGGCUACCAGUGUCUCGGCGGACGGAGAAGAUCCAACAAUAGAAUUCAUUGACGUCAUUCAACAACAUAGCAAGGAGCGGGAUCGAAUAGAGAGUCUUCCUUUAAAUUCGCUUGGCGGAGCUCAGGGCCGAGUCGCAGGCCUGCGUUAUAAUAGAUCGCCGUCAGUCGAGGAUUUAACUUCACGGCCUACUUUCGAUAAGGCGCUGUCUGAUCUUCGUUAUAGGGAAAACUCAAGAAAUGCAAAGGACUCAUCAACAACGAGGGCAACAUUGACAAAUAAUCAGAACCAGGGUGGUACCACUGAUUCGCCGGAGAGCGCAUCAAACGUCCGUUGGGAUCGAUGCAGUGUGGAGAGCGGCAGCAGCUACCGAACCGCCCCUGGCAGUAUCCAUCUGGUUCAGGCGAUUUUGCCAUCAACCCAGGCGGCUCUGCCGCCGUCGUCUGGGGGCGAUAGCGACCAGCCCGGCUCGCGUUCCACACUGACGCAAUCCUUGCGACCUCGUGAAGCUCAACAUCAGGAAGGCAGCCGAAGGCGGCUCUCCGAUGAGAACGAAAACGAUGGCGAUGAUGAUGAUGACGAUGACGAUGAUGAUAGUAUCGGCCUCGAUCUGAAAGUGCCAUCUGGUGACGUCGCGAUGGGGGGCAUUGGUGGAAGGAGCGGUGCCGAUAGGGCUGACAGCGUAAUGUCCACUGCGAUAGCCUAUCAUGACCCGCUAUCGCCGACUAUAUGCAGACCACCGAAGUUCCUUAAAGGUGUGCGGACGAAAGCGCGCUUUGAUGUCCUGGAUGCCUCCCGGGCACUUCAGACAGGAUCGGCUGAUUCGCUUCUGCCUCCACACAUGAUCGGUUCGCCAGCGCAUCAUGCCAAUUCUGCAAAUAGGAAACGAAAUGUUUCUAAAUCAAAGUUUGCCAAAUUGGUGAAUAUAUUUACUCCGCAUCAGCACAAAUCUCCAAAGACUAGCCGUGGAGAAUAUCUUGAUCUGGGUCAGCCAAGUCCACCGCUAACCUGCGCCAAGAAGUCAAUCCUUAAGACGCCUCAGCAAGUCGGAAGCGCUCAGGCAACCGGCGGUGGUGGCGGAAGUCACACACUGAGGAAUUCUGCCGUAACCAAUUUACGCCACGAGGUGAAUGUUAAGGCGGGUUGUGACACUACGACAGAGGACGAAUCAGAAGAAUGUGAGGAGCGCCAACGCCUCAUAGGGGGUGCCACGGAUGUUGAUACGAGCGAAGCAGAGAUUUCGCACUCAUCAUCAGCCCCACUACCCACCACGGCAACAACAACUACGUCAGCGGCGGAAACAACAACAACAACAACAACACCACCACCACCACCACCACGCAGAUUGGCUGAAACCUCCCUGAUUCAGGGAAACGUGAACACAGCGCAAAGUGUGUCGUCGUCACAUAACCGACCGUCCAUGCAACAGGUAGUGGAAAAACCGCGGGAAAUUCAAAUACAGGAAGCAGACGACCGACAAACGACCGGUGGUGGAGCCCGUGACGCGAAAACCGCAGUAGAUGUCAUGUGUUCACCCGUCGAUUGCUCCGCACCGGUAGCAGAACCCCAGCCGAUUUCCAUAGCUGUACAAACUGGCGGCGGUCGUGGCAACGUGAAACGAUGCGCGAACCCGCUCUGCGCGUAUCGCGGAGAGGACAUCGGUGAGGGCGCAGGUUGCGUCUGCAAAUCCGGUUUAUACGCACUUCAGGGCUUUGACAGUAGCCCUGGCAUUGAAUCGGCUGACACAAUGUUUGCCGAUGCGUUGAACAGUUCCAUGCACGCCGGCUAA